Molecule: messenger RNA, 3851 nt
Organism: Xyrauchen texanus (razorback sucker)
Lineage: Eukaryota; Metazoa; Chordata; Actinopteri; Cypriniformes; Catostomidae
Gene: nt5c1aa
Product: 5'-nucleotidase, cytosolic IAa
Exons: 6
Coding region: 269-1378 (369 amino acids)
Biological process (GO): nucleotide metabolic process; adenosine metabolic process
Cellular component (GO): cytosol; cytoplasm
Molecular function (GO): nucleotide binding; magnesium ion binding; 5'-nucleotidase activity
Source: RefSeq, a predicted model, not a curated record
GGCAAAGCGUCAGAGAGAAGAGGAUUCAGCUGCACAGAACCAAAGCCAGCGCUGUCAUUACACACAGAAUAAGGAGCUACAGUAUGCCAUAAGUAGCAGUAUUAUUUACAAACAAUACUCUGCUACCUAAGGUUGGUGGACACACAUAGAUUAAAACAGUGUGUGUGAGAAAGGAAAGAGGUUGAGUAUGCAUGCAUGUGAAAGGAGAGAAAGUGCAGUGUGAAACAGCCCUGGAUCAGUGUGUGGUUAAUGAGAACUGUUGGGAAGAAUGAGUCUUGAUCCUGUGCUGGUCAUGAAAGGGCAGGACCCGAUGCUCAAUACAUGUCUGUCAGCUUCAAAUGGAGAUAGUGAAGCAUCCUGGGAGGACAGUAAGGAUAUCCAUGAGAAUGUGGGUUCUACAAAGAAGCCCAAAUCACCCAAACCAGAGAACGCGGUCACCAUAGCCGUGUCAUCGCGGGUGCUGUUCCGCACAGAGAAAGAGCAGAAGGUUUAUGAACAGAAAGGAAUCGAGGAGUACCUCAAGUAUCAAGUGGAACAUGAGAAUGAGCCUUUUGCUCCUGGUCCAGCAUUCCCAUUUGUUAAGGCACUGGAGACAGUGAAUACUCAGUUACGAGAACUAUACCCAGACAGUGAGGAGUUGUUUGACAUUGUGCUGGUAACUUACAACCAUGCCCACGUAGGGGUGAGACUCAUCAACACCAUCAACUACCACAACCUAUUCAUUGAGCGGUUCUGCAUGACAGGAGGUAGCAGUCCCAUUGGGUACCUGAAAGCGUGGCAUACAAACCUGUAUCUGUCUGCUGAUGCUGAAAAGGUUCAGGAAGCUCUCGCUGAAGGGAUUGCAGCAGCCACCAUGUUUAUGCCAGAAAAGCAAAUAGAAGUGUCAGAGUCCCAGCUGAGAGUGGCAUUCGAUGGAGAUGCUGUUCUCUUCUCUGAUGAGUCUGAGCGUAUUUUUAAAGCCCAUGGUCUGGACAAGUUCUUCGAGCAUGAGAGGGAAAAUGAAAACACACUGUUAGAUCAUGGCCCACUGAAGGGUUUUCUGGAAGUGCUUGGAAAGCUUCAGAAGAAAUUCUACACUAAAGGCCAUCGCAUGGACUGUCCCAUCCGCACCUACCUCGUGACUGCCCGCAGUGCAGCCAGCUCAGGCAUCCGUGCCUUAAAGACUCUCCGUGCCUGGGGACUAGAGAUCGAUGAGGCUCUUUUCCUGGCUGGGGCACCUAAAGGCCCCAUGCUAGAGAAAAUACGACCCCACAUCUACUUUGAUGACCAAAUGUUCCACGUGGAGGGGGCCGCAGAGAUGGGUGCCAUUGCCGCCCACGUGCCCUAUGGGAUCGCACAGAAAUACCCUCAUAAGAAUAGCACCAAUACUUCAAAAUAACAAACUGGAAGAAUUUAGGAGAUGCCAUAAGCAACAUAUGGCAAAUGUCCUUCUUAUUUUGGUAGAGACUCUCAAGUUGCAGAUCUUGUAAAUUUAGUUAUGCACACGUUGGAUCGGGACAGAUCUCUUUCUUUACCUUAUUUCGAUGUGACCUAUACAAGGCCACACAACUACUCAUUGGCAUACAGUAUACUCAACUGAAGAUUCAACACUGUGCUGUUCAUUUUAAAGCUUACAGCUCUUUUACAGCAGCCCCACGAUCAAUUAUUCUGUAUAUAUUACAACUCUCAAAAAUCAUGCAAUGUCCAAGCACUACAAUGAAAAGUCAUUGUGGCAGACAUGCCACUUGAUCCUCUGUGAUGCCGGGCGAUGCCACUGGACUUCACCUCCUGGCUGACAGAAGCAGGCUCCUCCACCUCCUGGCUGAUGGCAGCGGGCUCCUCCGCUUCCACCUGGCGGACAGCAGCGGUUCCUCCGCCUCCUGGUGGACGGCAACGGGCUCCUCCGCUUCCUGGCUUAUGGCAGCGGGCUCCUCCUCCUCCUGGCGAACCGCUCCAGUACCACCGGAUCGUGUAUCCUCGCCAUCGCGAUCCUCCGUCAGUGGCGAGGGCUCUCUGACAGCGCGUCUUCCUUCAGUCCUGGGUUUCGGCACCAGUGUGGCAGACAAGCCUCUUGUUCAUCAGAAAGGAGGAAGUGGGAACCGAGUUAUCAACCAAAAAGUCUUUAAUAACACAAACAUAAAACUGCUUUUCAGCAUUAAAAAAAACAUGUGCGUACACACAAACACAGCUCCGUGUAUCUCUCUCGCUCUCUUUAGCUGGUGUCUCCGGCUCCUCCUUAUCUCUCUCUUCCGCUGAUUGUGGCAACUCUUCGACAGGCAUGCAUCCUCACGGCCCGGCCAUGCCUUCCUCCUCUAAGCAUUGUCUGGGUGCAGCUUCUCUUCAAUAACUAGUGCACAGUUCACAUGAUUUGAGCUGACUUUUAAAACUGAAUGUGUGCAGCUAUUCUUGUAAGCCAUCAUUAGUUUUCCUACAGUGAAUUGAAAAUGGAAAAAGACUGAUAUUCUGAAAUGGUGUAUUAUCAGUUUACAAUGUGUGGGCUUUAACCACAUUUAACCAUGUCUAAUCCAGCAAGAGAAUGUGAUUGUGCUCUUGUUUAUUGCUGUAUGUGUUGUGUGAGCAAAGCAACAGUAUUCUUUCAUGUGAUCUAAUGUAUGUUGCCAUAUAUGAUGAAUGGAAUGCUAGUCCUUAAAUGCAACAAUUAACAUAGAUUUAAAACUAUUAAUAUUAGAGAAUGACAUAUUUUCAUGUUUACCUAAUAUGCAUAUAAGAUAUUUUUUGACAGAAAAAAAUUGUAAGGCAGUUAUUGCUUUUGUGUUCUGUAUAAAGUAUUAGAUUUGCCACAUGCAGCACUUAAAUAAUUCCCUGUGGGUUGAUCCAGCUGUGCUCAUGGGCCUUAUGUAAUAAAUUAAUGUACUGUAAAUAAUAAAUACUUACUGUAUUUAUUCACAGCCCAGAAAAUUUGAAAUAGUUGGGCCUAUUUUUCAAUUUAUGACAGAAUUUAUAAUGGGAAUACAGUGGGAGGAUGUUUACAAAUGUCAAACCAAAGAAAUCAGAAGUCACGUUCUAGCUAAACAUCUAAACUGCAUAAUAUUUCUCCAAAACGAUUAAUUAAUUGUGGAGUUAAUAAUUCUUGUUCUCAAAUAAAAGUGAAUAAAUAAAUACAUUUUUCAUUCUGAAUUGGCAGCUAAUUACUUUUACUUUAGUGUUCUGAUGACAAUUUCCUGUUCAUGAUGGGAUUGUUUAUUCACAUGUUUCUGGUGCCUUGGUUUAGUCUUUCACUGUGCUAUUUAGUAAUGUUGAGCAGCAUUCAUCCUGUAAACAUUAUUGGAACAAAUUGUUUUGACAUCACUGUUUAGCCUGUCUCCUUAAAUGAAUUAAUCUCCCAUUGUUAAAUCUACCUUAAAUGAUGUCUGUGACAGUGUAAUGGGUAAAGUACUGGCACCUCCGGCUCUUUUUUAUCCCUCUCCUGCUGGUUGGGCUGAUUCCGACCCCUGGCGGACGGAGCAGCUCCUCCCCUUCCUGGCGGAUGGCAGCGGUUCCAUCUACUCCUGGCAGCUGGCAGCAACUCCUCCUUCCCCUGGCGGAUGGCCGCGGUGAGGUCUCCACGACAGCGCAUCCCUACUCCUUCCCGGGUUUCGCACCAAUGUAACGUGUAAAGGAUGGGCAACGGAACUGGCUGAGCAGUCAACUUAACUUAAAUACGAACAAACGAACUUAAACGUAACAUAAAACACACAGACAGCACGGCCGCGUGCAUCUCUCUUUCGAUUUGAUGUCCCCGGCUCCUCUUUAUCCCUCUCCCGGUGAGUGGGCUGAUUCAGCGCUGGGCGUCCAUCGAUACGGCCCGGCCACGCCCUCCUCCUCAUCACAGACAGUUUACUUGACGCAUUUAUUACUAAAACUGGAGGAAG